Messenger RNA from Ceraceosorus bombacis, 6350 nucleotides. The record is from the annotation of a GenBank genome assembly. NCBI's taxonomy places the organism in Eukaryota, Fungi, Basidiomycota, Exobasidiomycetes, Ceraceosorales, Ceraceosoraceae.
AUGGCGCACACGUCAGACCGAAGUUGGGUCUACCAGCAGCCCCAUCUCGGCUCAGGCGCAAGUUCGAGUCCUUACCCCGACCAGAACGGAGCCAACGGAUAUGGCACUUCCGAUGGAUCCGCCUCAAAUGCACCGACUCGUCAGCAAGACCAAGCGUACCAACAAAUGUCUUCGCCAGGUCCGUCAGGUCCAGAAGCAGGCGCUCAGCUAAGCCGCGCACCUACCUGGGCUAAGUCGAUCAACUUUGGUGGCGACUUUGACCUUGACAGCGCUACUAGCCCCUCUCCAUCUGCUGGCACAAACAAUGAUAUUGCCUUCCAGGUCCAGCAGAGGAACGCUAUGAAUCACGUGCGUCAAGAGAGCUACGGGAAUCGCGGAGGUUUUGAGACUGGAGCAGCCAAGCGAGGUGAGUGUGGGUGCUUGGAUGCGCACCACUGCUUGAGAGGGGUGUGGUGCCCGCUCCUGGGAAGGCUGGGUCCAGAGCAAUUGGUUCUCAUCUCAGAAAAGAAGACCAGUCGUUGGACUCUCUUCCUCUUUCUCACUGUACAUGAUCGUACACGUCUGAUGCAGUGCUGCUCGAUUCUCCAGAUUCAUACAAUGCGCUUGGUCAGGCAUACAGCCCGGGACGUGUGGCAGCCCAUGCUCGAGUUACCAGUGGAGACUCUUCGCACACUCCGACCGCUGGCUCACCCGGUGGGAGCAUCUCGCCAAGAUUCUCGUUGCAAGGCACGCCUAGACAAACCUCGGCCGCUUACAACAGGGCAUCGCCUCAGACUCCUCUGGCCAGCUCCAUGCAAAGACCAAGCUCAAAAGUAAUGUCGGGCCCUCUGACGAGGGCUCAAAUAUCUCCUCAGCAUCAGCAACUGCAUGCACGACUUUCACAGCAGCAAUUUCCUCAACAUCUGUGGCACAACCCUCCAGAAUGGGCGAGAGGUCCAAUGUAUCCCUCGUCGUCUGCGGAUUUGUAUGCGACACCAGGCGCUAUCGAGGAAGUUGAGCAGCUCAGCUCGUCGGAGCCGCCGUUCCGUGGCUCGGCUAAGAAUGACAACAGUAGACCAAGCACAGCAGGAAGUGGGGACGACGACUUUGGACGCAAAUCCGCUGGGUUUGGUCAAAAUGGAUAUGGAGCGGGUAACAGUGCAAAGAGGGCUAGUGUGCUUUCAUUUCAGACGGCCCUUUCUGGAAGUUUCGCUGGCUCUGGAAUGCACACGCCCAAUUCCUUGUCAGAAGUUGGCAAUCCUAUGGACAUCGCUGCUUUGGAUACCAUGGCACCACCACAGCCGUGGGUCUCACCCCCCUUUGGCACCUCUCGCUCAAGAUCCGCAAGCCCGGAAGACCGAUUGCCGGGAGCUCUGCCCGGCGGUUGGAACGCUGGAGGCAACGGAUGGGACAUUGCUCCAGCUCUACCUCCUAAACCUCCCUCAGUAUUUUCUUCGCCACGUGAACGACCGAUGAGCAUCUCAUCGAGCAACAAGGAGCUUCCGCUUGAGCCCCGACAAGAUUCAUCCGCUGCUUUGACGCUCCAAUCCGAGCCUCAGGCGUACGAUCUGAAGCUCGACGCAUAUAAUCCAGACGCGGAUGAUACCGUCAUACAGGUGCCGGGCGGUGCGCAGGGCAUCACGCGAGAGGUGACGGUAACGCCCGCGCACUCGAGGUCCGCGAGCAGGCAGCUACAGAAAGACGGCAGCGAUGCCAAAGCGCCUCCGCAGCCUUCGCGAAACGCAUCUUUCUCGGCACAAGAAGCUGCCACACGGCCUUCGAUGGAUGUAGCGCAAGAGAUGGGCACCGUCGCGCCUGACUCGAAUGCCAGAGCGCAGCAGGAAAGAGAUGCGCCCACUCCGGUAGCGGCUGCCAGAGAGUCGGAACUACCCCUCUCGCCCGCUCAGACACCUCGCGGAAGCGCUUCGUCCAGACCAGAGUUGCCACCCGCCUUGCCUAGCAAGGAACGCACUGCGCCUCUGCUAGCCAAACACUCGUUGCCAUCCACGCCUGUGACAGCAGCUGCCCCUCAUACGUCGCCCCAGGCGAGAGGCCUGGCAGACGAUGUGAUUCCGCCGCCACUUCCUAGAGACGUUGCGGCACCAACGCAGGCAUCCGCUAUGCCUCCGGUGUCCGAAUCAGCUCCUGAGCCAGUCACUGACUUUCGAGCUCGGCCGCUGGCCAACAUCACCACCAACCUUGCAGGCGUUGGGGCAAGGCCACCUAGCGCGGGCUCAGCGGGACUGUUAUCCGGGGCUAGUCAGUCGCCCGUGGCUUCUCGACAGUCUUUGCCUACCGACGAGCAAUUUGUGAUGGCCUCUCAGGGCGCACCGCCUCGAAGUCAAGGUCGUCAGUCUCCAGCUGAUCUGAUUGCACAGCCCCUGGCCCGCAAGCAGUCUGCCGGCAAUGCUCUGCCUCGCGCCGCCUUUGCAGACGCUGGAUUGCCAGCGAGCUCCGCCGACCCGGUCGAUCGCUCGACCUCACCUUCCAUUGAGACUCCGCCUCGAGAGGACAGUCCGCCUCCAGAGGGUGAAGUGGAGGCUCGGGCCGAAUGGGAGCGUGCCAGAGCAAAGCGACUGACUGCUGGUGCUUCCAAAGAGAAGACGCCACGCAAGCCGACUUUUCGAGGCUCGCUCAAACCAUUGCAGUACAUGGAUGCCCCCGCGACACCUAUCGCGACGUACUCGCCGGUUGCAUCAGGAGGCCCUACUCCCAUGGACUCUCCUCUGGCCGAACUCAAUGACCCGCUGGGAGCUGCGAAUGCGCAGGUAGACGGACUGCCAAAUACCGCGGGCGCAAAGACGACCACUCGCUCUCGCUCUGGCUCCUCUGGCGGCGUUCUGAGCACCCAGCAGCUGCAACGACAACAGGCCCGCGACCAGCGUCGUAGCGUUGGCACCAUCAACCUAGCAAUGGGCACCACGGGAGACGCAGUGGGCGGAGCGAGCGGUCCCUAUCCGACCUUCCCGUCGCCUUCCGCAGCGGCCUCAAAUGGAGGACGUCUGUAUUCGGGCGUGACUCCGCAGCGAUCUCUCGUGCCACCCUUUGAGCUCCAACAAAGGCCAGACGGCUUGCUCUCAGGUCUCAUUGGGCCUGAUGGAGUGCGUCGGAGCCCGAACGACCCAGAAGUGUGUCUAGAGUGCAUGAUGAGGGACGAAGACAUGAUCGACGUGCAUGUGCUCGGGCCCGGCCUGUGGGAGCGUGAAAGCGAUCGCGACUUUGAGGACGCAUGUCGUGCAGAGGCGGAAGAAGACGACAAGAGAGAAGCUAGAAGAAAUGCUGCGAGCCAAGGCACUCAUGGCGGCACCGUCGAAAGCGUGGGCAAUGGGCAGGGGUCCUUGCUACCUUCUGCGCAUGGCAGUGAUCACAGCGCUCCAGCUACUGGCUCGCUGCCGCCAUCAAAAGACUUGAGUCACACGUCACAGCGACCUGCGGGCGUGCGGGUUCGGGUGAAGCGCGUGGCUAAAGGUGAUCCUCUUACAGCCGAAAGGCUGAAGCUGCACACGCAAAUGGUGAGUGACUCCACGAUGGACGCCAGACCCACGCCGCAUUCUAAUGCAUCAGUCACAACUUCCCAACAGAACCCCCCUGCAUCCUCACAUCGAUGGCGGACUUUGCAGACAUUCUUGGCUAUUCAAGCGAAGUACAUUGCCGCAGAACAGCGCGCCCGACAACAAGCUGGUCUCGAUCGCGAGUUGCCGAGCCGGCCUAACGCUGCGCCAGCAGCGCCUGGUCCCAUCACUGCCAAUGACUAUGAUAACAGGAUGAUUCGCACCAACUCUGGCACGAAUACUGGGGAUGCUCUUGUUUCGAGACUGUCUUCCAAGAAUAGUCGCAGUGCGCAACGUCCACCUGGCAGCCACCUCAAGGACAGCAGCUUUGUCCUCGAAGACGAAGUGCUCGCACCUGCAGACCGCGAGGCCAAGGAGCGCGAUAUUGCCAAUGCGCGAGACGCUCGCCGCAAGCUAGCGGCCAGCGCGCCAGACGCAGCGCGUUCUUCGUCUCCUGCCCCUGGGGCUCGCGCUACCCAUGCUCAACGAGGCAUAUCUCAUGCUCAGCAGCGGUCCCUGGACGAAGAGCGUAAGCGCGCCUCAGGUCAGCUCUUGGACGAUCUCAGUGCUGGUCAUCAAAGCAUUCCGCGUCGCUCCGCUGCGGCAUCGUCGCCGACCCGCGUAGGCAGCAUCAACGAUUUGCGGUCCCUCAGCGGAGCGAUGCAAGCAACUGCUCCAUCUUCACCAGUCAGUCUUGCUCCGCCAAAUCGACCCUUUGUUCAUGGAAGUGGCGGACGGUCACAGCUCUCGCUUGCUCCCAGCGGCUCCAUGGUGGACAUGCACGUUGGCUUGGAAGAUCAUGCCGAGCACCGUAUCAACCAGGCAGGAUUCAUGCCCGGGACGCCCCUUGGACCGCAGAGUCCAGGCGUGCUCAACCGCGCAUACUACGGUUAUCCCGGCGAUGGAGAGCAGCCCCGAAGCGCGAUGACGGCGUUUGGGCAGGAGCAUGCUGAUCAGGAAGUGUCGCAUCAGGCCGAUGCUACGAUCAAUUCGACCUACCAGGAUCCCAAUGAGGCAGACGAGUCUCGCGAUCAAGUGCCGAACGAAGCAAUGUCCCGUGAUGGGCCUUCCAAGAGGAAAAGCAAGAAGGGCGGUCUUCGCGGGUUCUUCUCCAAAAUUGCGGGUACAGACAAGAAUCGGUCGUCCAGUAAUGGACUUGAGACGAGCUCUGAUCGGUCCGGCAGCCCAAGGGCUCAGCGCGUGUCCCUCGGUGCUGAUGCGGCCAUUGACCAGACACCGUCGACAUCGCGCCUCUCGAAUCGAGGUAGGCGCUCGACCUCUUCUUUGGUGCCGUCAGGCCGUCCGUCUGGCGGCGACAAGAAUUUGUCGGCCGCUUCGGCUAUGUACCAGAAUCCGCCGGGCAUGGCCAGUCAGACUAGCUUCGAUAUGGGCAUUGGUCCGAUGACGGCGGACACGGGGCCUUUUGGAAGCGGACCUUUACCACCACCCCGUCUCGAGUCGCGGACCGGAAAGCCAGUCCCAGCUUCACAUGUGGAGGCGUCUGCAGCGUCAGCGAAGACUGAUCCCAAAUCGCUGCGGAGUGCCUCUUCCACUUCGUACCUCAACAAUGCUGGACGCGAUACGCGUAGGGACACUCGAGGAUCUUUGAAUGCGCCCCGCGUCCCACUAUCGCCUGCUACUGCUUCCAUCGCGAGUCAAGCGUGAGUCUCGUCGUGGAUGUGACCCUGUCAGUCCCAUUGUGCCGCACAUGUGUGCUGACAUUUGCCUUUCCCAAUCGUACGUAGAGCACCGCCAAAGCGUACAUCUUCUCGUGGAGGAGCUUCUCAACGAGGGGAAAUGGACGAUGUUCCUGGGGUUGAUACUGCAGAGGCAGCCAGCGUGGCCUCUUCUAGGACCAGCCGUAAGGAUGUUCCCGCUCUACCAGCACCGAAAUCGCGUCAGGGCAUCAAUCAGCCUGGCUUGUCUGAUGAUCGCUAUCCGUCCGGCUUUUCGACGUAUGCCAACAACGAAGGUGCUUCGGCUGGGGUGUUUUCGAGCUCCACCUCGGCCUCUCAAACAGACCCUCCGAGCCGUUCGAGCAUGCAAACUGGUCGAGGCUCCGGCGCUGCGACACCGCUGGGUCAGCCAAGCAGGCCUCCACGCAAUCCUAGACGCGAAUCUCCGAAGAAGGAAAACGCGCCGCUGCCUUCCUUCAACGUGAUUCAGAGCGGAUCGAGACACCCGCAACAAAUCCUUGAGCAUCCCUUGGCCAACUCGCUCAAGCAGGUUCCACCUCUCCCCUCGGAGCGCCGCUUUCACACUGGGCCUCGAGCUCCGGGCUUCGAGCCGAUGCCGCCCUUGCCCGACUUCAAUCCCGUGGGUGAUUAUGACGCGAAACCAAGUCGUCAACAUCAUGCGCUAGAUCUUGCAGAGCCGAUGGUCAAGCCUGGCAAAGAGAAGCGCAAGAGUCGUUUCUUCAAAUUUUCAUUCGGAGGCAAGAACAAAAGGGAAUCGUCACAGAUUCCUCCUUCGCCUAGUGCCCCGAUCGCGGAUGGCAGGCAAAGUCGCGCUGGCGGCCUUGGCGUUCCAUCCUCUACGAGCGGCGGCGGUCUCGGCAGCCGCCUCAAUGCAUCCUGGGUGGCUCCCUCUCUGCGUAGCAGAAGCUCGCGCGCAACCUUCGACGAGAUGUCUGCUCUGCCGCCUCCAAAGCCCGGAUUCGCCGAGCGCUUGCGCGCAGUCAGCACACCGGCCGAUGAUCGCAGGGACUUGCCCCCUCGCGCACAGUCGUCGAUGGCCAAAUUGCCAUCACAAGGUUUUGCAUUCCCUGGCUUCAGAAGUCGCAGUCGUGCAGCUAUGGUCGACGAGGAUUCAGACGAGUAA